CAUCCAAUGAAAGCGCGUCAAAGCGUGACUCACCCCUUUUCUUUUCCAAUGGAAGCGGGCCGGAGAGGCGGAUCAAAGGAAGCAAACUUGGUUGAAUGACCAUUAAAGCAGCAAUCAGCGGUAAAUAUGUUAUGAUGCCACGCUCCAAACGCACACCGAGCGUAUUGUCCGAGGCGCCGGGAGCGCACUUUUGCACCGGUUAGUCACUUUGCGAAAUGGCCGUGCGCAGGAGGAGUGUCGCUGCAAACCAAGUCGGGGUGGGGGGGUCGCUCUUCAGGGAUUUGAACAGUGAUGGGCAGCUGUUGGACAUUGAUUUGGCGCAGCGGCUGACGGUGAAUUGAACAGUGCGGUAACGCGGGUUUGUUUUUGGGGUUUUUUAACCAUGGACGGAGAAGCUGUCUUUUGUGGCUGUCAGAUGAGGAGAAGGAGGAGGAGCGGCUGACUUCUCCUCUCUGCUCAGUGCAAGUGUGAGAGAAUCGUGAUGCUGAUUUUUGGCCAAACGUGAGGCUCCCCCGCCGCUGCCGAGCAGGCUUCAAUGUUCGCUCAGUACAGGUGCAUCAGGAUUUGAGUGGACGUGAUCAGAGCCGUCACCAUGGCAUUCACCUUCAUAUGGCAUCCCACCUCCGUCUUUUCCGCCUGCAAACCGCUGACAAGGAUACAGGAAACGUAUCUGCACAUAUAACGGAUUGGAAUUGGCCAAUUGAUGCUGCUGCUUGCACUAUGAUCUCUGGGGAACUAUCCGAGUUGUGUAAUGGUUUUAUUCCAUUUGCAGCGCGUGCCCUGCAACCUCCGUGGAUGAUGGCUAAUUGGGCCCAAUGAUGUAGAGCCAAAUCCACCUGGAUCUAAUGUUCCCUCCUCUCGUGGCUCCCCUGUGACUUUUUGCGCAUGUUCAAUUGUUUUUUUUUAAUUCCCAGAGCUUUUCGCUAUUCUCGGCUAUUGCUUUUGGUGAUUUUAUUUUAUUUGUAAAGGCUUUUAAGGACGACUGUUUGCUUCUGAAAGUGGCGAUUAAACUGACUGCUAACUUUACAUUUUACAGUCAAAGCCCCCGGGCUGUCUGAAGCGUGAUCAGCUAUGGAAAGUUCAGCUAAUAAAAGACAUUUAAUGCGACUCAUCCUUGGGACUAAAUAGUUCCCUUCCCUCUUUUAAGUGGAACAAACUUCUUUUUCCCUCCCCUGUCUCCUAUAGGCUAUUUGUUUAGAUAACAUUCUGUCACUGCAUCCACUUUUCCACUAUGUCCAGAUCAAACAGUGUCAGCCCACCCGGAGUCGGUGCUCCCGGGUUGAGGGGAGGGACCGAGCACAGAUCAGCUUGGGGAGAGUCUCAGUCUGUGGCCAACGGGUGCCCAUACUCAGCAAGAUCUCCGCGCAGGAAGCUCACCCGGACCAACAGCCGGUGGACGGAGGAGGAUGAUCUGGACCACCGGCCGCCCGGGCGAGCCUCCACGACCGUCAGCAGGGUCAGCUUCAGGUCCAGGUCGGCUUGGCAGGACCAUGGAGAGGAGAGCCGAGACAACAACCGCGCGUCCUCUAAACGUCCAGACGGCGAGGUGAGACCCAAGUCCGUGGAGCUGGGUCUGGAAGAGCGGAGAGCCAAGCCGAGGACCGACGAGGAAGAGGUCAUGCCCGAAGUAAACUUUUCCUUCGUGGCGUGCUGCACCAGCGUCAUGCACAUUUUCAAAUCCAAAAAAUUCCAGUCGGAGAAGUUGGAGCGGCUCUACCAGCGCUACUUUUUCCGUCUCAACCAGAGCAGCUUGACUAUGCUCAUGGGCGUACUUGUGCUGGUGUACACGGUCAUGUUGGGCUUUCACUGCUCCGGUGGGAGAUCGGGACCGAGCGUAACGUACGUGGUGGUAUUUUCUGUGGCCAUCUUCCUCACGCUCGUGCUCAUGGUAAUCUGCAACAGGAACGGAUUUCACCAGGACCACAUGUGGGUCGUGUGCUAUGUGGUCAUCCUGAUGGUGUUGGUGAUCCAGGUGAUCGGAGUACUGCUCGUACAGCCCAGAAGUGCCUCGGAGGGGAUCUGGUGGACCGUGUUCUUCAUCCAUGUCAUCUACACUCUGCUUCCCGUCAGGAUGCGAGCUGCGGUCAUCACUGGAGUUAUUCUUUCCGCCAUCCACGUGGCCAUUUCUUGGAUGUUAAACGAAACGGACAGCUUUCUGUGGAAACAGAUAGUGUCCAACGUGCUGAUCUUUUCCUGCACCAACAUCGUGGGCGUGUGCACCCAUUACCCUGCUGAGGGUUCCCAGAGGCAAGCCUUUCAGGAGACCAGGGAAUGCAUCCAGGCUCGCCUCCACUCCCAGAGGGAAAAUCAGCAGCAGGAACGUCUGCUGCUCUCAGUGCUUCCUCGCCAUGUUGCCAUGGAGAUGAAAGCUGACAUAAACGCCAAGCAGGAAGACAUGAUGUUUCACAAGAUCUACAUCCAAAAGCACGACAACGUCAGCAUCUUAUUUGCGGACAUUGAGGGUUUCACCAGUCUGGCAUCGCAGUGCACAGCACAGGAGCUGGUGAUGACUCUCAAUGAACUGUUCGCCCGCUUUGACAAGUUGGCAGCGGAGAACCACUGUCUGCGGAUCAAGAUUUUGGGAGACUGCUACUACUGUGUGUCUGGUCUGCCGGAGGCGAGGGCCGACCACGCCCACUGCUGUGUGGAGAUGGGGCUGGACAUGAUAGAGGCUAUCUCUCCAGGUCAUAAAGAGGAAAAGGCCAUGAUUGCCAAAAUGAACCGGCAGAGGACCAACUCUGUCACCCACAACAGUGGACACUGGACCGACCGUCCCUUUUACAACCAUUUAGGUGGAAAUCAGAUCUCCAAAGAUCUGAAGAGGAUGGGCUUUGAAGACCCCAAAGACAAAAACACACAGGAAAACCUAAACCCAGAGGACGAGGUGGAUGAGUUUCUGGGCCGGGCCAUCGACGCGCGCAGCAUCGACCGUCUGCGCUCGGAACACGUCAAGAAAUUCCUGCUCACCUUUAGAGAGCCUGACCUGGAGAAAAAGUACUCCAAACAGGUGGACUCCAGGUUUGGGGCUUAUGUGGCCUGCGCCUCCCUCGUCUUUCUCUUCAUCUGCUUCAUCCAGAUUGUCAUCGUGCCACCCUCCAGACUGAUGAUCGGCUUCUUCGUCACCUGUCUCAUUAUCCUGACGGCUGUUAUGUUCGUCUCAGCUGUGUACUGCUGUUUUGGGAUCUUCCCAGUGCCUCUGCAGACACUCUCUAAGAGAAUAGUUCAGUCUAGACUAAACAGCACCUUGGUUGGUGUCUUCACCAUCAUCAUCGUCUUUCUUUCUGCUUUCGUCAACAUUUUCACGUGCAGCAGCCAUGACCUGUGGAGUUGCAUCAAAGCACAGCACAACAUCAGCCUGGACAGUGUCAAUGCCUGCCAUGCUUACUUCCUUAACUACAGCCUGGACACACAACACAGCCCCUGUGGACAUGAUGGCCUCAUCUGCAGCUUUCCUGAGUACUUCUCGUCCUGCGUGCUGCUGAGCCUGCUGGCCUGUUCCGUCUUCCUGCAGGUCAGCAGCAUCGGUAAGCUCUUCCUCAUGCUCUUCAUCGAACUGCUUUACCUUCUCAUCAUGGAGGUUCCCAAAGUGAGCCUCUUUGACAACCAGGACCUGCUGGUCAUGGCCAAUGCCAUCAACAACGCUGAGCCCAUGAAUGGAACAAGGUGUGGAGUAGACAAGGUGCCUCUAAAGAUCAUGACUCCAGUGGUGAUCACAGUCUUCGUCCUUGCCCUGUACCUUCACGCCCAGCAGGUGGAGUCAACAGCAAGGCUUGACUUCCUGUGGAAACUGCAGGCCACAGAGGAAAAGGAGGAGAUGGAGGAAUUGCAAGCCUACAACCGCCGUCUGCUCCACAAUAUCCUUCCCAAAGACGUGGCUGCUCACUUCCUGCAGCGGGAACGUCGGAACGAUGAGCUCUACUACCAGUCGUGCGAGUGUGUUGCAGUUAUGUUUGCCUCUAUUAGUAACUUUUCUGAGUUCUACGUAGAGUUGGAGGGCAACAAUGAGGGAGUGGAGUGCCUGCGACUGCUUAAUGAAAUCAUCGCCGACUUUGAUGAGAUCAUCAGCGAGGAUCAGUUCCGCCAGCUGGAGAAGAUCAAGACUAUCGGCUCCACAUACAUGGCAGCCUCCGGCCUCAAUGACUCCACAUAUGACAAGGUCGGGCGGUCACACAUCCGUGCUCUCGCUGACUACGCCAUGAGGCUGAUGGACCAGAUGAAAUACAUCAAUGAACACUCCUUUAACAACUUCAAGAUGAAAAUAGGUCUUAACAUCGGCCCGGUGGUGGCUGGGGUGAUCGGGGCCAGGAAACCUCAGUACGACAUCUGGGGGAACACUGUAAAUGUGGCGAGUCGCAUGGACAGCACAGGUGUACCAGAGAGAAUCCAGGUGACCCCAGAACUGCACCAGGUACUGAGCUCUUAUAACUACACACUGGAAUACAGAGGAGUGGUCACAGUCAAGGGCAAAGGAGAGAUGAUGACCUACUUCCUCACCAGUGGACCUUCCAGCAGUUAACCCACACUAAGUGACAGACACAUAGGGGGUUACACGCCUUACGACAUACAAAGCAGGCUUAGGGUGGACUGAGAUUGAACUUUUCUCACAGCACUGAACCCAUCUCAAACCUGAGGCCAUAAAGGAUGAGGAAAAUGUUCAUCCCAACGCCCAGCCUGUGGGGGAGCCGAUGAGUCGGAGAAGCCUCGCUACGAGUCAGCCGAUGAGACCAAAGAUGUCCAGUCAGAGCAUAAAGACAGAUUAUUGGUCAGCUGUGCGAGUCUGGGUCCUGAAGGAAAAAUGGUCAAUAAGAAAUUUGAUUUGCUUCAAUCAGCCGUAAUUUUCCGAUGGGUUUUUGGACACACCUGCGGGAGGACAUAAGCUGCAUUACCUCUUCUCUUUCGCUCUGCCUUGCUCCUGCUGAAGUAUAUACAGUAUGUACAUGUAAAACACAGACAGUUUUAUGUGUAUGUACAGAAUUUCACGUAUGGUUUGUAAUACCUUUGGUCCAUGUUGUGAUGCAGGUAUGAAUCUCUCAAGUAUGGACACUAAGCCAGCACUGCAGCACUAUCCGUCCUUGUGUCAUUAUCUAAUCACAUCGGUAACUAACAGAUUCAUGGAGGAGAUGGUCUUUAUUGCUGAAGAGUGUGUCCUACAGCUCCCCACUCGCUUGCUCAAUCAGAUGGUACGACCCAAUGAAUGUCCGAUGAUCUCCGAUGAGGCCUUUAACAUGGACUCUGUACUGACGACGGUGAUGAUGCUCAUCCUGUGGACAGGGACAGAUAAGCACAUGUGGACAUGUGCCCAAUUAUCUGCUGUUUUCUUUCCUUAACAGAGCAGUUCUCUUCAGUAUUACAUCUUUAUUCAGCGUGUCAUCAGACAAACUGACCUGGCUGGCUCAUGGAUUCAAGUGAUUUUUAAUGAUGAUAUUACCAAAUACUUCACCUGGUUUGGUUUGUUUUGUCACAGGAAAACGUAAAUGGACAGAAAAAUGUUUUCACCUGAGAAUACUGAAUCCAGAAAACUUCAGAACCAAGUUUAAAGGAUAAGGCUAGAAAACUGUAUAUAAAAGAUGGAUGUAGGCAUGCAUGACGUCACCCAUUGGUUUGUGAAGUAUUGUUAAGCCUUGAGCUAACAGUUUAGAGGCCACUGGGGGUGGAUCUCACUUAGAAACACCGCACGCUCAUCUGGUUGUCAAUCGCAAGGAAGAUCAUGCUCUGCUUUGUUCUCUUAUUUGACUGUCAGUAGUCAAUAUCGUGCUGUAUUUAGACACUUGAAGCUAGCAAUCAAGACGAACUAAUUAGGAAAACGCUUACAGAGGUCAUAGAUAACUGGAGCCUAGUAAGUGUCCUUCCAGAUUUCUUCUUCCAGUAAAAUCAAACUUGUUUUUGUAAUCAGAGGAGUCGCCCCCUGCUGGCCAUGAAAAGCAUGUUUAAGGCACCUAAACUGCAUUGGCUUCUAUUUUCAGACCUGUGAAGCUAUGUCCAUAUUUUAUAUAGAGUCAUAUUAUUAUAACUGUCAACUGAUCUCAUGAAAAGAGCAAAAUUAACAUUUUAAGUAAUGCCUGCAAUAUUCUCUCCACUUGCAUCUUGUGAAAACAAACUGAAUUUGUGCGUGAAGUUAUUUAAAACUUAUUUGGUAUGCUAUGCAGAUCAGUAUUUACUUCACUACAAUGUUGUAUGUAUUAAGUGGACUCAAAAUGAACUGCAGUCUAUGGACUUCUAUCUGAAUAACUAGCCUCAGGUUCUAUUUAAAUCCUGCAUAUUAACCUCCUAAGACCCAAACUCUUCCACCG
This is a messenger RNA of Pundamilia nyererei, 6290 nucleotides long. RefSeq names its product adenylate cyclase 5 (gene adcy5). The transcript is spliced from 21 exons. The record is from RefSeq and is a predicted model, not a curated record. Gene Ontology annotation, molecular function: adenylate cyclase activity. Gene Ontology annotation, cellular component: plasma membrane. Lineage: Eukaryota; Metazoa; Chordata; Actinopteri; Cichliformes; Cichlidae. The coding region runs from base 1232 to 4516 and encodes 1094 amino acids. Gene Ontology annotation, biological process: adenylate cyclase-activating G protein-coupled receptor signaling pathway; cAMP biosynthetic process; intracellular signal transduction.